This is a messenger RNA of Tetrapisispora phaffii CBS 4417, 1620 nucleotides long. It is a transcript of the gene RET2, whose product is annotated as coatomer subunit delta. The coding region runs from base 1 to 1620 and encodes 539 amino acids. Gene Ontology annotation, cellular component: cytosol; COPI vesicle coat. The transcript has a single exon. NCBI's taxonomy places the organism in Eukaryota, Fungi, Ascomycota, Saccharomycetes, Saccharomycetales, Saccharomycetaceae. Gene Ontology annotation, biological process: retrograde vesicle-mediated transport, Golgi to endoplasmic reticulum; endoplasmic reticulum to Golgi vesicle-mediated transport; Golgi localization. The record is from RefSeq and is a predicted model, not a curated record.
AUGGCCGUUUUAGCUGCAUCUAUUACUACCCGUAAUGGGAAACCUUUGCUAUCAAGACAAUUUGUCGAAAUGUCUAAGGAUCGUGUGAUGGAAUUACUUUCCAAUUUCCAAGGUUUAGUUGCUAACAUUUCCUCUGACCAUACUUAUGUCGAAGAUGAACAUGUUAGAUACGUUUACAAACCAUUUGAUGAUUAUUAUUUGAUUUUGAUGACAAAUCGCCAAUCAAAUAUCAUUCAAGAUUUAUCUACUUUGAAUUUAUUUUCUCAAACUGUCAAUUACUACUUGAAUAGUUUUGAUGAAAAUGAGAUAUUCGAGAAUGCUUUUGAAAUACUAAGUUCAUUCGAUGAAAUUAUCGUUAUGGGUCAUAAAGAAAAUUUGACUAUUCAACAAGUCAAUAACUACAUAUCUAUGGAAUCUCACGAAGAAAGAAUUCAAGAGAUUAUUGAAAAGAACAAAGAAUCCGAAGCUAAUGCUGAAAGAAAACGUCGUGCCAAGGAAAUUGCAAGAAAGGAACAUGAAAGGAAAAUGGGCAUGCCACCAAGUGUUUAUGAUAUUGCUACUCAACAAAAGUUCUCAGCUAGUACUGAUCCAAAUGUUGCAAAUGCUUACAACAGUUAUUACAGUAAUGCAUCUUCUGCUGCCCAGCAAUCAUAUUUACAUUCACAUCAACAACAAGAAACUCAUAUGGAUAACAUGGGAGAAUCCAGAUAUUCUCAAAUAAAUCGUGGUGUUGGCAAAGGCAUGCAAUUAUCAAAGGGUAACAAAGGCCCAGGGAUGUCAUCCAUUCGUUCUUCAAAUGCAGCUCGUCCAGCUUAUCAAGAACCAGAAGAAGAAAAGCCUGUUAACAAUGGUAUCUUAAUUACCAUUAAGGAAACUGUCAAUGCUGAAAUAUCAAGAGAUGGUGCUAUAACUUCUAGUGAACUAAAGGGUGUCAUGGAAUUACGUAUCAACAAGGCUGAGUUAGGUCAUGCUAAAUUAACACUAACUGAUAACGUUGAUGUUACAGACAAAACCUUACAAUUUAAAACGCAUCCAAAUAUCGACAAAAACACAUUUUUGUCAUCAAAAGUAUUGGGUUUAAGAUCAAGUGAUAAAACAUUCCCAUGUAACGAUCAAAGUUUAGGUAUCCUAAGAUGGCGUAAAGUGGGUAAAGUCGAUGAUAAAGCUCUAAUCCCAUUAGAUGUCUCCACAUGGGUUUCACCAUCGGAAGAAGCUGAAGGUGUGUUCGAGGUUACUGUAGAGUUCGAAGUUACCUCCACUUACAACAAACCAUUAGAAAAUAUCAUAUUCACCAUCCCAGUUGUCACCGACAAUGUAUCAAUCAGCGAAGAUAACAACGAUGUCAAUGCCUCCAUCGCCGGUAUCGACGACGAGCAAGGUAUUUCCAUCAAAGUGGAAUCCAUCCAACCUGGCUCUUCCGGUGUCUUUGGCUUCCAAAUCGAAGCUGGUUUUGAAGAUGCUAUGUUCCCAAUGAACGUCAGAUUCCAACACAAGGGUGAAAACGAAUCUGGUUUCACCAAUAUCAACGUCGCCAGCAUCACCGCAUCCACUGAUGACGCCGUAGAAUUACCAUUUGAUAUAUUGUCGACCUUGAAGGCAGAGGAAUACAUUAUAGUUUAA